Eupeodes corollae is the source of this 849-nucleotide messenger RNA. RefSeq names its product larval/pupal cuticle protein H1C-like. The coding region runs from base 97 to 738 and encodes 213 amino acids. The transcript has a single exon. The record is from RefSeq and is a predicted model, not a curated record. Lineage: Eukaryota; Metazoa; Arthropoda; Insecta; Diptera; Syrphidae.
CCGAAAUUGGGUUUAUGUAUCAGUUCCACAGUGUCCAUUGCUUCAAUUCAUUCGAACUUUUUUAUCAAUCCUCUCAAAACUUUUCCAUAAUAUAAAAUGGCAUUCAAAUUUGUUAUCCUUUGCACUGUUUUGGCUGUUGCCAGUGCUGGUUAUAGCCCAGUUGUGUACUCAGCUCCAGUUCCUCACUAUGCUGUAGCAAAUCCAUCCCAGGACGCUGUUGGCUCAACCCAGCACAAUGUUGUCCGCUCCUAUGCCGGCACUGUAUCCCAAUACUCCAAGGCUGUUGAUACCCCAUACUCGAGCGUUCGCAAAUCUGAUACCCGCAUCAACAACAACGUCUACACCCCAACUUACGCCAAGACCUUAGCUUACGCCGCACCAGCUCAAGUUGUGAAAUACGCUGCUCCUCAAGCUGUUUACGCUCACCAAGCUGCUCCUCAAGCUGUUUACGCUCAUCAAGCUGCUCCUCAAGCUGUUUACGCUCACCAAUCUGCUCCUGCUACCGUAUACACUCAUUCUGCUCCAGCUGUCUACACUCAUCAAGCAGCUGCUCCUGCUACAGUCUAUUCUCAUGCUGCUCCAGCUGGCGUUAUUGCUCAUCACCAAGCUCCCAGUGCGUAUGUCAGCCAUGUUGACCCAACCAUUGCGUCUUACUCAAGCAAGACCAUCAGCUACUCACCAGCUGCUGCCGUUGCCCAUGUCACUUUCGAUGGAUUCGGUGCUCACUAUGGAUAUUAAAUGAAUAACUCAACCUUUUCUUAUGACUGAAUGUUAAGUUUUAAAAUUUUGUUUGUUUGUUUAUUCUUUUUUUUAUUCAAUGAAUAAAGUAACAUAAAAUGUUAAUAUUAA